Messenger RNA from Closterium sp. NIES-67, 5060 nucleotides. Lineage: Eukaryota; Viridiplantae; Streptophyta; Zygnematophyceae; Desmidiales; Closteriaceae. The record is from the annotation of a GenBank genome assembly.
AUUUUAGCCUAGAAUGAAUGCUGGAGUAAAGCUAGGCAAGUCAUCUCUCCACAUUCUGUUAGCUGAUAGUCCUCUCCUCCUCAUGUUGGAGUUAUUUUUAUUUUCCCGUCAUUAGUCAAAAGCGAAUAGACUCAUUUGAUGUAGUUCAAUACUGUCUCGCUCCUUCUCUGGGUUAAAGCAUUUUGGAAAUGGACGGUUCGAAAGACGAGGGCAGUGUCAAAACUAUACCAGGUAGCGGCGAGAUAGAUUCAGCAGAGCGGAAGGUAAAGGAGCAGACUGACGGCACGGGAGUUUUAGGAGAACCUCAACCGGAGGACGAUGCUGAUAUUGACAAGAUUCUGGAGGAGUUCCCAAGGGCUACAUCCGCACCCCCCCAGCUGGCAGAAUUGCAGAAAGUUUAUGGCAUUGUUCCAGAUACAGGAGCAUUUGCUGGUAGCGGCGAGGGAGACGUCCCUGUCAAACCGUUCGAAGACAUUCGAAGAGACGAGGACUACGAGGAGUUUUACAAGGUCUACUCCGGCGUGAAAAAGCUCCCACCGCCAGUGGAGAACCUCCAGCUCUACACCGACUCGCCCCGAAAUGCUGCAAGAGAAGGCGAGAUGGGCUCCGACGGCGGUUUCUUUGGCAGCCUGGCGCUUGAUGACAGCAAGCUGAGGGAAAGCAUGGAGGAGAUGAGGCGACUGGACGCGGAGAGGGUGCAGAUCGAGGGAGGGAAUGCCAAUGGAGGAGAGAUGCCUGGUAGUGGUGGCGACGGGACGGACGAGGAGGCGUUUCUGGAGGAAAUGCAGCGGCAGGUGGCUCAGCAGCAGGCGCUGCAGGAACGGGAGCUGUCACGAAAGGCUCUGGCUGAGAAGAGACCAGGUCCAGACGCCUCUGGAGUCACUGGCUUAGCAGCAGCCUUUCAGGGGCUUGGUGUAGGGGGGUCAGCUCAUGCUGCUGAUAACGGAUCGGGACAAGGCAAGGCAGGCUCCCAACAAGGGAGCAGCCCUUCUGCAGCCAAUCACGGCAGUCAAGGCAGCCCCGUGGUAGGGGCGAGUGCCGCAAGCGGCCUCAUGGCUGGAAUGGCUGGCAUAUCUGCUCUGGGUCCCACUGCUGCUGCAGGAACUUCCCUUGCAGGUGCUGUAGGGUCAAAUGGUAUACCACCCGCUCUUGCUGCGAGUCUGCUGGGUGGAGCUGUGGGACUAGAUCCGUUUACAACAGCAGCGCUACUGCAAGCCAUGGGAGGAGCUUCAGGCGCGUCUGGCGCAAGCUUAGAGGGGCUUCUUGCAGCCAUGGGAGGAGGAGGAGGGGGAGCCGCAGCUGGACUGGCAGGAGCAGGACUAGCAGCAGGUGCAGCAGCAGCAGGACUGCCAGCCAAUAUGGACUUAUCAGCGUUAGCUGCAGCAGGCGGCAUUGCUGGGAGCAGCCAAAACAAUGACACGGCUGUGGAGGCAGGGAAGGGCGCAGCAGCGGACGCCAGCACGAAGAAGGCAGGAUCAAGCGCCUCUGGACCAGCUGUUGCCCCCACAGGAGCUACUACUGCUGCUGCUGCUGGUGCUAGCUCCCCUGCUCUAGCUGGCGCUGCAGGAGUGGGGCUGUCAGGGAUUGGUUCUCCGGGGCUAGGAAGCCAGGGCGCUGGGCUUAUGGGACUCGAUGCCCUCCUUGCUCAAGGCGGAGUCGGGCUCCUGCCAGGGAUGUUGCCAGGUGCAGCAGGCAUCGCGCCUUCCAACCUGCACCUGUACGAGCAGCUGCUGCGGGCCAGAGCAGGGGCGCCUGGCGUGGACUUGUAUGGCGGUAUGGGAGGAAUGGCGGCAGCAGCUGCAACGGCUGCUGGGAUGCCAGGCAUGGGUGUGGGCGCACCAGGGGGGGCAGGGCCUCGAGGGGGGUUCGGGAUGGGUAUGGGGCUGGAAGGGUUUGGGUUAGGCGGGCUUGGCGCGCCUAUGGAUGCGUUUUCAGCAGCUGCUGCUCUGCAGGCGGCGAGGAUGUUUCCUGGAGCGAACCCUGCGGAUAUGCUCUCUGCUAUGGGGGGCCUCCAACAGCAGCAGCUGCAGCAGUUGCAGCAGCAGCAGCAGCAGCUGCAGCAAGGAGCGUCGGGACAGGGGGAGAAGGAUUCGAAGGAUAAGGCAGGGAAGGUGCAUACGCCAGGGAUGGCAGCGGGAUCGGAUGUGGAUAUGUCCUCGCUGGUUCAGGCACAGCAGAUGGCCAUGCUCCAGGCUCAGGCGCAGCGGCUGCAGGCGCUGCAGCAGCAGGUGGAGGAGGACCUGCUCAUGCGGCAGCAGCGCCAGCAGCAGCAGCUGCUCUUCCAGCAGCAGGCGUUCCUCCAGGAGCAGCAGCAGCAGCUGCUAGGCCAAGCUGCCAACCUCCCCAUUGGUGCAGCGGCAGCUGCAGCCGCCGCUCAGAUGCUCCGUGGGGGUGCACCAGGCAUGGACCUUUUCGCCCUCAACCCCGGCCUGGCUGGCAUGUCAGGAGGUUAUGGUUUCCCCCCCGCCACAGGCGCGGCAGGCAGUGCCAGCACCGCAUCUGGCGUGUGCAAGUAUUUCUCCCAGAGCGGGUAUUGUGCAAGGGGGGAGUCCUGCCCGUUCCUGCACUCUGUGGGGGGGGUGGGGCUGGGACCGGCGGGUCUGGGUGCUGCAGGGGCGGGAGCAGGAGCAGGAGGAGGGGCCGGCAUUGUGGGCAGUGCACCACAGGGUGUAACAUCGCAGGCUGGUUACCGCGCAGGUGCGGCUCCCUAUGUGUCACCGGACAAAGGAGUCAGGGGACCCCCUCCCGGGUUUUGCAGCAGCCCUGCGGGAGCAUCAAGAGGGGUGGGAGUGGGAGGAAGCGGGGCGCCGGGAAUGCUGGGCCCUGGGGGGGGAGGCGGCGCGUGGAAGCGUAUGGACGGGGGUGGGGCGAAUGGGGCGAAUGGGCUCAUGGGACCUGGCCCUGGUGCGGGACUAAAAGCACCAGGGGCAGGUGGGGUUGGGUCGCCGCCAGUGGGGUCGUUUUCUGGGGUGGGUGGUGGGGGCGAUGGGGGGUUGAUGGGGGUGUAUGGGUCGGGGGGAAUGGGGCUGGGGCUGGGCUCGUCGCAGCACUCCAAGUACGCGUCGCUGGAUGAGGUGGAAGGCAAGAUGGCCGUUAUAGCCAAGGACCAGCAUGGGUGCAGGUUUCUGCAGCGUAAGUUUGAUGAGGGGACAGCGGAGGAGGUGGCGCGCAUAUUUGUGGAGAUCCGGCCGCACAUGGUGGAGCUGAUGACGGACCCCUUUGGCAACUACCUCGUGCAGAAGGCGCUGGAGGUGUGCAGCGACGGACAGAGGGAGGAGAUCCUCGCCAUGGCCACUGAGAACCAGGCGGACCUCGUCAGCAUCUCCCUCAACAUGCACGGCACGCGGUCGGUGCAGAAGCUGAUUGAGACGGUGACGGCGCCCAAAGCUGUGCAGCGGCUGACUUCGAGCCUGGCAAGUGGUGUGGUGAUGCUCAUCAAGGACCUCAACGGCAACCACGUGGUGCAGCGCUGCCUCCAGCGACUCUCAGCGCAGCAGAACGAGUUCAUAUUCAACGCCGCCGUCUCUCACUGUGUGGAGAUCGCGUCGCACCGCCACGGCUGCUGUGUGCUGCAGCGCUGCAUUGACUUUGCGCAAGGCCAGCAGAAGAACCGCAUCCUGGCUGAGGUUGCCUCCAACGCCCUCGUGCUCUCCCAAGACCCCUUCGGCAACUAUGUCGUUCAAUACGUGCUGGAUCUGGGCCUGCCCUGGGCGAUGGAGGAGGUGGUGAUAAGGCUGCAGGGGCAGUAUGCGCCCCUGGCACAGCAAAAGUUCAGCAGCAACGUGGUCGAGAAGUGCCUCAAGCUCGCGCCUGACAACUGCCGGCACCUCAUCAUUCAAGAGCUCGUUGUCUCACCGCUGCUGGGGCAGCUGCUGCAGGAUCCCUUUGCCAACUACGUGGUCCAGUCCGCAUUAACAGUGGCUAAGGGCCCACUGUACACCGCUCUAGUGGAGGCCAUCCGCCCGCACCUGCAGUCCCUGCGCAGCAGCCCCUACGGCAAGCGCAUCCUCGCCCGCACCAACCUCCGCCCAAAGUAGCCCUGCCCUCACCGCCCUCUCCUGCUGCACUUGCACUUGCACACACAGAUAAACCACUUUCCCCACACCAAACCUCCCUUCCAACCCCCAGUAGCCCUGCUCCCGCCGCCCUCUCCUGCUGCACUCACAGACAGCAGGAGUCCCCCUCCCCUCUCUCAUACCAGCCUCCUCCCCAAGUGAAGCAGUCCCCCUCUCCUGCUCUCACGGCCCCAGCUGCAAGUAACCUCCUCCCUCCCUCUACCGCACUCACAGCCCCUAUCCACCCUCUGCCACACACAGCCUUUAACCCUCUUCUCCCCCCGUCACGGCCGCUAGCCUGUCCUACAUCGCUGCCUUCUCUUAUCCACGUACUCACCGUGUACUCCUGCUGUUGUCGGCAUAUCCCUCUCUUGGCAGUCACCUCUCGCCCCCAUCCACCAAUCGCAUUCCUCCACCUGGCUGGCACCCCUUGGGCUGUGCAUCCCGCGAGUCAUCGGCAGGAGCUUCAAGUCGCUUUUGGACGGACUUGCAAGAACACCUGUUCUUCGAAGCACGCACGCUGAGCCCGAACUUGUCUGCUGCUGCCGUGCUGUCCAAGCACCUCCUCACCUCAUCCCCGUCAAGCAUAUUUAUCCUCGCGUGCUGUUCGUUGCACGUUGUGGUAGCCUGCCUGAUGUCAUUCCAUACCUAUCUCUGGCACAUCUCAUCUCAUGCACAUCUGGACUCCAAGCGCAGUUUCCUAUCCCCUCCUCCAACUCGCCUACUCUGCCCCCCUUGCCGCCUUUCUUUCUUGCUUCCUUGCCUGCCACCUUCUGUAUUCCCGCUGUUGUAGUCUGCUGCUCCCAGUCUCUGCAUCCCCUUCCACAGCUCUGUACCUGGCAUGACCUACCAGCAUCAUGCUUUGCUUGACAACCUAUGCAUGUCUGCUAUGCUAUGCUACGGUUCUGCUACCCGGGGAAUUGUAUUUGAGACGUGUUUGUUGUAGUGCUGCUUAUGUUGUUGUGACUCUGGCUUCUCCCUUGUGGAAAGAGAACUCACACUAGC